Molecule: messenger RNA, 1788 nt
Organism: Suillus fuscotomentosus
Lineage: Eukaryota; Fungi; Basidiomycota; Agaricomycetes; Boletales; Suillaceae
Product: aminotransferase
Exons: 7
Coding region: 441-1619 (392 amino acids)
Biological process (GO): L-valine biosynthetic process; L-leucine biosynthetic process
Cellular component (GO): mitochondrion
Molecular function (GO): branched-chain-amino-acid:2-oxoglutarate transaminase activity
Source: RefSeq, a predicted model, not a curated record
CGCAGUCUCAUCGCCCGGCUUGAUCUCAUUCCAAAACACCACCCGCAACUGACCAUCCUUCACAAUCCUCGUGACGAGCACCUCUCCCUCCUUCAGCUCCUCAAUAGCUCCUCAAAGUGGCGGGUUUCACGUGACUUAUCUCGUGAUCAUACGCUUCACUAGCAAGGACUCUGACUACCAUUAUACAAUGUACAAUGUCUCCAUCAACACAAGUAACUGAUCAUCAACCGGAGAGUAGCGGGGUCUUGCUUUGUGUCGUAAUGCACAGACGAUCUCCAUUUGGAAGAGUAGCCGAUCCGAUCCGUUCAUAUAUUGAUAAGCUCGAGACUUUUCUGACUCGGAACCGACGUUGAUCGAGUCAUUAUUCUUGUCAUAUCUUCAUAGUCAUGCUGUGAGUGUACUUAUAUGAUCUCGCAUAUUUUCCUUUGGUCACAAUAGCUAUGGGUGACAGAAACAGCGUCACUUCUCCAGCCCCAGGCCAAACGGGAGAGUCUCCCAACCCGGGAAGCCCUGCUGCACUCGAUGCAUCCAAGCUUAAGAUCACGCUCGCACCGACAUUGAAGCCCCUGCAGCCCAUCGAGACAUUAUGUUUCGGCCAGACAUUCUCGGACCACAUGGUUGUUGCAACUCAUGACCCUGAAAAAGGGUGGUCCGCGCCUGAGGUCAAGCCCUAUGGGCCCAUUACACUUGAUCCUCAGUGCUCUUGCUUUCAGUACGGCGGAAAUAUCUUUGAGGGUAUGAAGGCUUAUCUUGGGCCUGACGAUAAGAUACGCUUGUUCCGCCCAGAUAUGAACAUGCGUCGACUGGAGAGGUCUUGUGCACGUCUCGCUCUUCCCACCAUCGACGGGGAUGCUGUUUUAGAACUCAUAAAGUGUCUGGUGAAUCUUGAUAGGCGCUGGAUACCCAAAGAAUCGGGAUACAGUUUGUAUAUCCGUCCUACCGUCAUUGGAACCAGUCCAGGUCUGGGACUGACGGCGUCUGACCAUGCGAUGCUUUACGUCAUUGCAUCGCCAACUGGGCCAUACUUUGCGAAGCCUAUUUAUCUUCUUGCAGUCAGUGAAAAUGUGCGCGCGUGGCCAGGUGGAACUGGAGGACACAAAGUUGCUGGCAACUACUCACCCGGCUUCCUGCCCCAACGCACUGCUGCAGAGAAAGGCUAUGAUCAAAUUCUUUGGCUGUUUGGUGAUGACAGAAGAGUCACAGAGGCUGGAGCGAUGAACUUCUUCGUUGUAGUCAAGAGGGAUGAUGAGGACGGCGUGGACCUUAUCACCGCCCCUCUGGACGGUACUAUUCUACCUGGAGUGACUAGAGCAUCAUGUCUUGCCCUUGCGGGCGAUCCAGAAUUCCACAAAGAAAUUUCAAUCCGCUUACACCCACAAGAAACGGUGUAUACCAUGAGUGACCUCGCCAAAUGGUCGUCGGAGGGCAAACUGCUUGAAGCAUUAGCCAUAGGCACGGCGGCCAUUGUUGGCCAUUGCGAUAGAAUUGGGUAUGAGGGUAAGGACAUUGUAAUUCCUGGAGAUGGGAUGGGUCCAGUUGGCACGGCAAUCCGGAAAAAGAUUCUUGAUAUCCAGGAGGGUAGAACAGAGUGGAAAGGAUGGGGCGUGGUCUGCGAUUAGUGAUAUGUUGCCACAAUACCUACGAUAUUGGUGCUCGUACCAUGAGCAAACAAGACAUAGGGUCUUCUAUACCUUCACUUGAUGUAUUAUUAAUGUAUCUGCAUAGUGCACUGGUACACGUAUGUGUUUGGUAGGCUGCAUGAGGAAAUACAGCGUGAUGAUCGGAAAA